AUGACCACAGCAGGAAAGCCCUGGGGCUGGUUCCUGGGGCAUCUCCUCCUCGGUGUCACAGGAUCCCUCGCCUGGGGCGGCAGCAGCCGCAUCAUAAACGGCGAGGACUGCCGCCCGCACUCGCAGCCCUGGCAGGCGGCCCUGUUCUUGGAAAAUGAAUUCUUCUGCGGGGGCGUCCUGGUGCAUCCGCAGUGGGUGCUGUCAGCCGCACAUUGUUUCCAGAAGUCCUAUACCAUCGGGCUGGGCCUGCACAGUCUUGAGGCCGACCAAGAACCAGGCAGUCAGAUGAUAGAAGCCCACCUCUCCAUCCAGCACCCAGAGUACAACAAACCAUCUUUUGCCAACGACCUCAUGCUCAUCAAGUUAGAAGAAUCAGUGCCCCCGUCUGAUACCAUCCAGGACAUCAGCAUAGCCUCCCAGUGCCCGGCCGCCGGGGAUUCCUGCCUGGUUUCCGGCUGGGGUCGGCUGGUGAAUGGAAGACUGCCCAAAGUGCUCCAAUGCGUGAAUAUCUCAGUGGUGUCGGAGAAGAUCUGCAGUGAACUCUAUGCCCACGUGUACCACCCCAGCAUGUUCUGCGCUGGUGGAGGCCAGGACCAGAAGGACUCCUGCCAUGGUGACUCCGGGGGCCCCCUGGUCUGCAACGGGUCCCUGCAGGGCCUUGUAUCCUUUGGACAAGCCCAGUGUGGCCAACCUUACGUGCCAAGCGUCUACACCAACCUCUGCAAGUUCGCGGACUGGAUACAGAAAACCAUCCAGGCCAGUUAA
Messenger RNA from Rangifer tarandus platyrhynchus (Svalbard reindeer), 765 nucleotides. Lineage: Eukaryota; Metazoa; Chordata; Mammalia; Artiodactyla; Cervidae. The record is from the annotation of a GenBank genome assembly.